ACACGCACACGGACACACACACGCCACACGCGCGCGCGCGCGCAGGGACACACGCACUCUCACACACGCUCACACUCCACACACACACGCUCACGCAGGCAGAGGGGCCUCCUCUCCGCGUCCUGCCAGCGCCGCCGCCGCAGGAUCCCCGGCAGCAGCUCCGCGCCCGGCCCCUCGCAAACUCGCCGGCUCUCGCCCUCUCCUGUGAGGCGCUUCGGCGGGCCGCGGCCGGCCGGCUCCGCGCCGCGGGAGGCUCGGGAGCCGCCACAGCCCAGAGAAGGGGGCGGAGGUGGGGGGGGGGCGGGGGGGAAGCGGUACAAAGUGAAGCCACAUUGCCAAACUUACCCGGCGAUUGCAGCAGCGAGCGGCGGCGGCGCCCUGCGUGUGCAGCUCAGCGGCAGGGACUGAGCUCUGCAGCUCCCCUCCCGGGAAGCGGGAGCUGGAGGAAGGACCCAGGCAGACGCCUCUCAUAGAAAUAUCUAUAUUUUUCCAGCCUGGGCUGCCCCUUGCCGGGCGGGGGGGCUCCCUCCAGCGCUGCCGAAAGCCAGAGAGAGGGCGAGCGCUGUGUUUGUUUCUUUGCAAGGAGACCUCCUCAGGCACCCCGAGCGGCGUUGCUCCCCGGCCUUUUGCAAUAUAGAGGGGAAGCAGGCCAUGGUGAACCCCGGCGGCAGCUCGCAGCCGCCCCCGGUGACGGCGGGCUCCCUCUCGUGGAAGAGGUGCGCCGGCUGCGGGGGGAAGAUCGCCGACCGCUUCCUGCUCUACGCCAUGGACAGCUACUGGCACAGCCGCUGCCUCAAGUGCUCCUGCUGCCAGGCCCAGCUGGGGGACAUCGGCACCUCCUGCUACACCAAGAGCGGCAUGAUCCUCUGCAGAAACGACUACAUCAGGUUAUUUGGAAAUAGUGGUGCUUGCAGUGCCUGUGGACAGUCCAUUCCUGCCAGUGAGCUGGUCAUGAGGGCACAGGGCAACGUCUAUCAUCUUAAGUGUUUUACAUGCUCUACCUGCCGGAAUCGCCUGGUCCCUGGAGAUCGGUUUCACUACAUCAAUGGCAGUUUAUUUUGUGAACAUGAUAGACCUACAGCUCUCAUCAAUGGCCAUUUGAAUUCACUUCAGAGUAAUCCACUACUGCCAGACCAGAAGGUCUGCUAAAAGGUCAGAGUAAUGCAGAAUGCGUGCCUUCAUCUCAAAUUUUGUUCAUCACAGAUGGAUCCCAUGUCUCCAAGUAGACAAGUCACCUUUGUAGCUAGCAUCAGUGCCAGCUCCAUACCAUUGCACCUUCUUUAUUCUUGAUUGCCCUUCCCACAUUUAUUGGUGUAUUAAAAUGACUGAAUAUGAACAUUAAGGACUCCAUGAACCUGGGCUAAUGGGAGACUGUAGAGAAAAUGAAAAAAGAUCCACCGGAGGACAUCUUGGGGGGGGCGGGUGGGGAAGAUGACUAAUGAAGCUAAUUAAAAGAAGCAUUCAAAUCUGCUUUCUACCCUCAUUAACAAUUAGCAGGGCACUGGCCAGUUUGUACCCUGUGUUUUACCUUAACAACAUUCUAUUUGCUCUUUGUAUAUUUAAGUGUUGUAAGGAAAUGUGUUUCAAACUGAACAUGAGAUAAAGAUGUGGCUUUUGUGAUAUUCUAUCACAAACACUUUUAUUGUAUCUCUGUAAAAUACAAUGUAUGUAUGCAUGUAAGUGUUUUUGUCCUAAUGUUGCUACUUCCCAUGGCAAAAAAAAAAAAAAGAAAAAAAAAAGGCUCAUAGCAGCUACUGUGUAGAAAUUUUCACCUACUUCUAAUUUGCUGAAUGAAGAAAAAUCUUUUAUUUGUGAUAUUUUCAGAGACAUUUGCUCUAGUAUGGUGUAUUUAAAUAAUAAAAAAGUAAAACAAACACUGAA
Harpia harpyja (harpy eagle) is the source of this 1881-nucleotide messenger RNA. It is a transcript of the gene LMO4, whose product is annotated as LIM domain only 4. The record is from RefSeq and is a predicted model, not a curated record. The transcript is spliced from 5 exons. Lineage: Eukaryota; Metazoa; Chordata; Aves; Accipitriformes; Accipitridae. Bases 652 to 1149 code for a protein of 165 amino acids.